CCUACCCACUAAAACCCGACGGUGUCCACCGGAGCCCAAAGAAAUAGUGAUGUACAAAAUAAGUAUCUUAGACAGACUACCUCAAGGAACCUUGUUUCAUUUGUGACUAGCUUCUUAUUUAUUUAAACUUUUAGCACAUAUACAAACAAUGCACUGUGGCGUACUUAAUACUGGAUGCUGGAUGGCAUUCUCUGCCAGUCAACCACGGGUCAUGCAGAAAUAGUAAGGCGGUGCAAAAAAUUCUUCUUCCCGCUAGCUCCUUCUGAAUUUCGGUCUAGAACAAAAAGUUUACAGUUAAAUUCGUAAUAAGUAAAAUAAGUUUCUGUCCACUGUGAUGAAAUAAACGAUGAGUAUCACGUAUUAAUAUGCAGGCACUAAUAAAGGCUUUAUUCAAUUCUAAACUGCUAUUAUAAAACCCUUAACUAACAAUACCUGUGAUCGUUAAUUACAUGGGCGGUCCUAAAUAUAAUAGGAACUAAAAUUGCCAACGUCCAACCUGUGAUUAUGCAUGACAAAAUAUUCACAACUGCAUUUCCACCGUGAAAUUCUCACGUAAUUAAUAAUUAUUUAGUGGAAAUUAUAACGUCUAUUCAGUUAGCGGGCUUAGUAACGGGACUACGAGAGCGCGUUGCAUUGUCCUAAGAGCUAAAAUGAUGUGGAACAUUCGUUUUUUAAAAGAAAAACGUUUCACAAUUUUAAAUGUCUUCAACUUCCUCGAGGAUCCAAGAUACCCUUUAGUAGGCCCACAUCUCCGCUUGCUUGGGCUCACGGGGCUCUGGCACCCGAACCUCAAUUCCAAGACCCGAUUCAAGCAAUACCUGUUCUUCAUCACCAUAGCCUUUUUCUUUAGUCAAUACGUCAAAUGUGCUGUGAAACUUGAACCUAGUUCUCUCAUGCUCAUUCUACAAUACGCGCCUUUCCACUUAGGCAUCAUCAAGUCAUGUUUCUUUCAAAAGGACCAUAAGAAGUGGGAAAGCCUCAUAGACUACAUAUCAGGCGUGGAACGCAAGGAAAUAGCCAACGGGAACAAAGAUAGUAACGACAUUAUCUCGGAAUACAUCAGUCGCAGUCGAAAAGUGACUUACUUCUUCUGGGCGUUGGCAUUCUUUUCUAAUUUCACUAUUUUUACGGAGCCAUACCAAAAGAACCAAAUAAAUGUGAAUGGUACAAGUGUUUAUUUGAAAAUAUUUGAUGGGUACACUCCAUUCAGCGAAGUGCCUCCAGGGUACUACGCGUCUAUGCUCACGCAGACUGUACUUGGGCACAUCGUAAGUGCUUACGUGGUAGGAUGGGAUACCUUAGUUUGUACUAUCAUGAUUUUCUUCGCUGGGCAGCUCAAGAUAUCUCGUUUGAAUUGUGCCAAUGUUAUUGAUAUCAAUAACGCUGAAAGAAGUCAUGAAAAUAUUGUAAAUUGCCAUAGUUUCCACACAAUUCUUGUAAAAAACCAGAAGCUGUUCAACUCCUUGAUAUCACCUGCAAUGUUUGUUUAUUUAAUAGUAAUUUCUGUGAACCUCGGAGUUUGCAUUAUAGGCAUCGUACAGUUGCAAGACGAUUUGACGACGCUCAUCUCUAGCUGCGUGUUUGUGAUGGCGUGCCUGAUACAACUUCUGCUUUUCUAUUGGCACAGCAAUGAGGUUACAGAAGAAAGUACCCUAGUGAGCUACGGCUCUUUCGAAUGCGACUGGGUGGAGCUGGACCAACGGUUCAAGAAGGAAGUGGCGCUGCUGGGAAUGGCCACCCGGACCAGGCUGGUCUUCAAGGCUGGGCCGUUCAACGAGAUGUCACUUACCACCUUCAUAGCGAUCCUGCGAUUAAGCUGCAGCUUCUACACACUCCUCAGUAAAACUAUGUGAUUACUUGCUAGUAAAACC
Ostrinia nubilalis (European corn borer) is the source of this 1871-nucleotide messenger RNA. RefSeq names its product odorant receptor Or2-like (gene Or-36). NCBI's taxonomy places the organism in Eukaryota, Metazoa, Arthropoda, Insecta, Lepidoptera, Crambidae. The record is from RefSeq and is a predicted model, not a curated record. The transcript has 5 exons. Gene Ontology annotation, cellular component: plasma membrane. Gene Ontology annotation, molecular function: olfactory receptor activity; odorant binding. Bases 651 to 1853 code for a protein of 400 amino acids. Gene Ontology annotation, biological process: sensory perception of smell; detection of chemical stimulus involved in sensory perception of smell.